AGCAGUUGAGUGACAUUAGUGAGGGCGUGGCCCCGUGACCACGUGGCCCUGGAGGUGUUCUGAGGGAGGGUACCGUUGAACUUACUCGCUCCGCAGAGGCCAUUUGUUGUACUAAGCUCCUGCGCUACGCUCCCUUUUUCGUUAUUUAUGGAUGAUGGCUAGUACUGCUGCCUUAGCGCCAGGGACCCAGGUUCGAUUCCAGCCUUGGGCGACAGUCUGUGGAGUUUGUAUCAGAGAUAAUGGGAACUGUAGAUGCUGGAGAAUCUGAGAUAACAAAGUGUGGAGCUGGAUGAACGCAGCAGGCCAAGCAGCAUCUCAGGAGCACAAAAGCUGACCUGAAGGGUCUAGGCCCGAAACAUCAGCUUUUGUGCUCCUGCGAUGCUGCUUGGUCUGUGUUCACCACCUCCACACGUUGUUAUCUCUAGUCUGUGGAGUUUGCACGUUCUCCCUGUGUCUGCGUGGGUUUCCUUCUGGUGCACUGGUUUCCUCCCCCAGCCCAAAGAUGUGCAGUUUAGAUAAAUUGGCCAUGGGAAAUACUGGGUAAUAAGGAUAGAGUGAUGAGUCAGUGUGGACUCUUUUGGGCUGAAUGGUCUGUUUUCACAUAGUAGGGAUUCUUAUGACCUGGGCCGCCCUCAGGUCCCAUCCGCCCCAGGGAGAGUACAUAACCCUCUAGUGUCUUGAGAUGUCAGAGCAGAAGUACACAUUGGACACGUCGUCUGCUCUGCUGUUCAAUGAAUUUGUGCCUGAUCCCAUGACUUUCAAAUCAAACUAUUCCUUAACAAUUAAGAAUAUUCAAAGUUGACACAUUUUUAUGACCCAGCCUCAGCAGCUGUCUAGUUCCACUAGUUCACAAUGAUCUCUGAACAGAAAUUAUUCUUCAUCUGUUUUAAGUGGGUGACAAGUUUAUGUCAUCUGGUACUGGAGUUUCAGGGCUACUCCCUAUCUACCUUGUAUAGAGGUCUAUAGUACAGAAAAAAGCCCAUCAAGUCAGCACUAACCCUUAAACCCAUUUUCCAGCUCUUGUCUUAUAGCCUUGUAUGGUGCAUAUCUGAAUAUAUCUCAAAUGUUAUGAAGGUUUCUUCCUUGAUGAUCCUUACUGGCACUGAGUUUGAGUCCUACCACCUUAUGAGUGAAAAUCAAGUGCUCGUGAAAAUCUGUUAUGAUAAGGUCUCCCUUCAUCCUUCUAAAUUGCAAUCAACGUCAGCCUAAUUUACUCAGUUUGUCUUUAAAUUAAAACCUCUCCAUACCUGGGAUCAACCUAAUGAAGUUCUGUGGAUUGACUCUAAUGCCUUUCUUGAAAAAGGGGACCAAAACUAUUCACAGUAUUCUAGCUGUGGGCCCAGGGACAGCAGGAGAGAAUGUUGUGAAUACCUAUCCUGGACUGAUUGGGAUCAAUUUUACGAACUGCUUUUAUAGGGAUUAGAAAGGAAGAAUUGACACACCACAAACUUAAAGUAAGCAUCAUGUUCGGAUCUAUUGGACCGAAUGGCCUGUUUCUGUGCUGUAUGAUUCUGUCGUAAUCACUCAAUUAAUCUGGGCCUGGACAUUGAAGACUUUUAUAUGUGAGCAUUAAGAUUUACUUUAUUCUUUCAGGGGAUGUGGGGUUAGCUGUCAAGUCAGCAUUUAUUACCCAUCCCUAGUUGCCUUUAAGAUGUUGGUGGGUUGCCUUCCAGAACUGCUGCUGUCCACUAGUUAUGGGUUGCACCCACAAUGCUGCACAGGAGUUCCAGGAUUUGGUCCCAGUGAUAGUGAAGGAAACGCAACAUAGUUCUAAGUCAGGAUGGUGAGUGGCUUAGAAACAUAGAAAAUUGGAGCUGAAAUAAGCCAUUCUGCUCUUCAAUCCUGCUUUCUCAAUCAAAAUAAUUGUUGAUCUUCUAACACAGUACCCUGUUUGUGCUUUGUUCCCAUACCUUCUGACCUUUUUAGCCCUGAAAACUAUAGCUACUCCUUUGUGGACAUAUUCAAUGUUUUGGCCUCAACUGCUUUCUGUGGCACAGAAUUCUACAGGGAUACCACUCUCUGAAUGCAUUUCCCCUCAUUGCAGUCCUCAGGCUGAGAGGGGAACUUAGAGGUACAAGUGUUUCCAUCUAUUUGCCUUUGUUCUUCUUGGUGGUAUAGGUUCAUUAUGGGGUUUCAAAGUUAAUGGUGCACAUUGCUACUAUGUUGUUGGUGGAUGGACGAAUAUUUGUGAAUGUGGUGUUAAUCAAGCAAGCUGCUUUGUCCUGGGCGAUGUCAAACUUCUUAAGUGUUGUUGGAGCAGCAUCCAUCCAGGGCAAUGGAGAGUAUUCCAAGACACUGCUAACUUGUGCCUUGUAGACAAUGGACAGGCUUUGGGGAGUUAAGAGGUGAUUACUUCCUGCAGGAUUCCUCAGCGCUGUCCUGCUCUUGUCACUACAGUAUUUAUGUGAGCUUUAUUCCAGUUUAAUUUCUGGUCAGUGGUAACCUCAGGAUGUUAAUAGUUUGGGAGUUUAUUGAUGGCAAAGCCAAUGAUUGUCAUGAGGGAAAUGGUUUGAUUCUCUCUAUGGAUAGCAUCAUUGUCUGGCACUUUCAGUGGCACAGUAUUACUUGCCAUUUUUAAGCCUAAGCCUGGAUAUUGUCCAGUCUUGCUGCAUUUGGAUUUGGAGUGCUUCAGAAUAUGAAAAGUUGCUUAUUAUGCAAUCUCCUACAAACACCUUUGACAUCUGACCUUUUGAUUUGAGGGAAGGUCAUAAGUGAAACAGCUGAAGAUCAGUUAGGUCUAGAAACAACCUUUCCUGGCCUAGGGAAUUGUGGCACAGUGAUAGUGACUCUAAUUCUAGGCCAUAGGGUCUAGAUUCAAAUCUCACCUACUCCAGAGGUGAGUCAUAUUGUCUACCCUAAUGAAUUCCUAGGCCCUUAUAGUUCAGUGGUAGUAUCCGUGUGUCUGAACCAGGAGACCUGGGUUCAAGUCCCAGCUGUGCUAGAGGUAAAUAAUAACAUCUCUAAACUGGUUAACUAAAAAAUCUCUGCAGUUGAAACUACUGACCUCCAACUGAUUAUCUUCUUAUUUGCUAGGUAUGUCUCCAAACAGCAGAGACAUUCACUUGAUUCUUAUUGAAUCUUAUUUUGUGAGGGCUCCUUGAUUUCAUGUUUGAUCAAAUGAUACCUUGCUAUCAUCUUGCCUCCACGGUUCAGGUCCGAGUUGAACCAAAACUGUUGCCAAAGUCCUUGCGAUGUCUCCCAAAUCCUUUUGUGAUCAGCUUUGAGAACAAGUUUUUUUUAAUGCAUGUCAUCCAAAAAUUUCAAGCAUUUGCACAGCUCUAUCAAAUCGUCACAUCGCCCCUCCACCUCCUUUCCUUGAAGGAGAACAGCCCCAGAUUCCUUAAACUAACCUUGCAACUAAAAUUGCCCUUCUGAUAAGUGUCCACUACAUCCUCUCAAGGACUCUCACAUCUGCCAGAUGCUGCCUGGCUUCCUGUAUUCUUCCAGGCACCUGUUUAUGUACCCUACAUCCUUUAUUGUUUGGUAAUCAUGGGCUUGUGCAGACUUAGAUGGUCUGUGUUUUGUGUGUGACACAUGAUUCCUCAAGUGACUAUUUCAUGUGCCAGCAGAUACACAGUGACGUCACUGCACUCUCUCUGGGGUAUUUCUUCAACUGAAUUCUGACUCCAGUGUGUCUGAUUUCUUUCCAACACUUGGCUCCAGCAAGAGAUCUAGAUAUAGAAAACUGAAAUUCUUUCAGAUGAGUGUUUUUGUCCAUUCACUUCAGUUUAGAGCUUUUUGUCAGUAGGCGCUAUUAUCUGAGAGAUGUUCCAUAGCUCAAGAACUAGUGUAACUUCUUUACUGUACAUCUGAAUUCAUGUCCAUCUUUUGCUAUGUUUCAAGUUUGCCAUCCCCAGUCACGUCUAAUUGUCUAGCCUGCUUUAUGUCUAAUAAUGGGUAUAUUUUAGUUCUGUUUAGUAUUUCACCAGUAAUUCUGCUAAUCUCCUCUAAAUGAGGUUUCUCCUGCUACCCUUUCCCUGACAAUGUGCUACUGGUGUACCAGAUUUAUUUUCCCAUGGUAAGAAUUUACCAGCAAAGGUAUUCCAAACUAUUCCCUCUGCCUGCACUGAGUUCUGUAUCGCCAUUAACUACCUGUUCGUGUGUCUAAAUACCUCCUAAAUGUUACCUGCUAUCAUCUCCCUGUGGCAUAUUCCAGUUACCAGCGGAUAUUGCCCCGCCACUGUUGCUCAUGGAGAAGGUGAUUUGAUCUUCGGGUCGCUGCAAUCCAAGUAGUGAGGGUGCUGCCACACUGCUGUAGGGAUUUUGAACAGGGAGAAUUUGCAGUUGGGCAGCUUGAAUCAAGCAUCCCAUCAAGAUAUUUCAAAGUCAUUCAAUUGAACGUAACCUUAAAUACCAUAGAGUUUUGAACAUGGAAGAGAAUAGCACUGUUCACCAGUGCAGUAACACUGAGGAGCAGCUUUUGAAGUGUGGUGUCAGUGAGGAGGGAUUCAGUUACCAAUCUGAGCUGGACACUCAUCAAUACACUCACACAGGGGAGAGGCCAUUAACCUGCUCUAUAUGUGGGAAGGGAUUCACGCGAUUAUCUCAGCUGAUGGCACACCAGCGAGUGCACAGUGGGGAAAGACCUUUUAAGUGCCCAGAUUGUGACAAAUGCUAUAAAAGUUCUGGGGACCUGAAGUCUCAUUAUCGUGUUCAUACCAAUGAAAGACCUUUCAGGUGUUCUCACUGUGGGACUGGGUUCAGGGGAUCAUUCCAACUCACGGUGCAUCAGCGAAUUCACACUGGGGUAAGGCCAUUCAUCUGCUCCAUGUGUGGGAAGGGGUUUACUCAGUUAUCCCAUGUGCUAAGACAUGAGAGAGUUCACACUGGAGAGAGACCUUAUAAAUGCCCAGAUUGUGAAAAGUGCUACAAAAGCUCAGGGGAAUUGAUGUCCCAUCAACGUGUUCACACUGAUGAGAGACCAUUUAGGUGCUCUCAAUGUGGAACUGGGUUCUGGCUGUCAUCUGAACUCAAUAUACACCAGCGAGUUCACACUGGAGAGAGGCCAUUCACCUGCUCUGAGUGUGGAAAGGGAUUCAGUCAGUCAAACCAGCUCUUCACACACCAGCGAGUUCACACUAGGGAGAGACCAUUUACCUGCUCUGAGUGUGGGAAAGGAUUCACUCAAUCAUCUGACUUGCUGAUUCAUCAGCGAAUUCACACUGGAGAGAAGCCGUUCAGUUGCUCCGAAUGUGGGAAGAGAUUUACUACGUCAUCCCACCUGCUGAAACACCAGCGAGUCCACAAGAAGCUGCAGUGAUUUUGCUGAUAGUUGCAUCCUGGAAUGAACUGUGUUUAUUGGGAUCUGUUUUUUGCUGAUGUUAAUAAACCCCAGUCCAGUUAUAGGUGUUAGUAUUCUGCAUAUAAGUAAAAUAAAGUAAUUUUGUGUUAAA
Molecule: messenger RNA, 5393 nt
Organism: Stegostoma tigrinum
Lineage: Eukaryota; Metazoa; Chordata; Chondrichthyes; Orectolobiformes; Stegostomatidae
Product: zinc finger protein 239-like
Exons: 3
Coding region: 4370-5260 (296 amino acids)
Biological process (GO): regulation of transcription by RNA polymerase II; central nervous system development
Cellular component (GO): nucleus
Molecular function (GO): RNA polymerase II cis-regulatory region sequence-specific DNA binding; DNA-binding transcription factor activity, RNA polymerase II-specific
Source: RefSeq, a predicted model, not a curated record